Sinocyclocheilus grahami is the source of this 1126-nucleotide messenger RNA. Its product is annotated as glucocorticoid receptor-like. The record is from RefSeq and is a predicted model, not a curated record. Gene Ontology annotation, cellular component: nucleus. Gene Ontology annotation, biological process: nuclear receptor-mediated glucocorticoid signaling pathway; regulation of DNA-templated transcription. Gene Ontology annotation, molecular function: steroid binding; DNA binding; nuclear glucocorticoid receptor activity. The transcript has a single exon. Bases 12 to 1121 code for a protein of 369 amino acids. Lineage: Eukaryota; Metazoa; Chordata; Actinopteri; Cypriniformes; Cyprinidae.
AGAAAUGCAAAAUGGAUCAAGGAGGACUGAAUAAUGGCGCCAAGAGAGAUGAUCAUUUGAAUACGUUGGAUUACAGCAACAGCCCAGUCGAGGGAAUUUUACGAAGCGGAAUACAAAGCGCCAUGUCUGUCGCCCCCACCUCGCUGGUUCCUCAACCCAAUCCGCUGAUGCAGCCGGUUUCCGGGGACCUUCCUAAUGGCCUGAGCAACUCGCCCACUCUGGAGGAGCACACCACCUCUGUGUCCUCCUCCCUUGGCAUCUUUGGGGAAGAUUCAGAGCUCAAAGUGUUUGGGAAGGAGCAGAGGGCUCAGCAACACCAGACCCUGGGAGCUUUCACUUUGGGAGACAGUUUCUUAGGACUGGAGGCCAGCAUUGCAGACCUCAACAGCACUUCCCCUUCAGUGGACUCCCUGAUUGGUGGAGUCGACCCCAAUCUCUUUCCUUUAAAAACAGAGGACUUUUCCCCCAUGGAUAAAGGCGAUAUGUACUUUGACCAAGAUUCCUUUGGGCCCAUUGGGAAAGAUGUUGAUGUUGGCAAUCAUAAGCUCUUUAGUGACAACACUCUGGACCUCCUGCAGGACUUCGAGUUGGAUGGAUCGCCUUCCGAUUUCUAUGUGGCGGAUGACGCGUUCCUCUCCACCAUAGGUGAAGAUGCUUUGCUCGGAGACUUGCCGACAAAUACGGAGAGGGACUCAAAGGUUGCGGUCAAUGGCGCGACCACCACUUCCAGCCCCUCCAGCAUCAACACGGUCACCACCAGCACCAGCUUGCCCACUGUGAAGGUGGAGAAAGACUCUAUAAUCCAGCUGUGCACUCCUGCGGUCAUCAAACAGGAGAACAACGGUGGGGCUAACUACUGUCAGGCGAGUCUGCACAGCACACCUAUUAACAUUUGUGGUGUCACCACUUCAAGUGGACAGAGCUUCCUAUUUGGGACCGGCCCAUCCACAGCUGCUGUCAGUCAGCAGAAAGAUCAGAAGCCCGUCUUUAACCUGUACACUCCUGUGACCUCUUCAGAAGAUGGUUGGGGCAGGGGCCAUGGCUUUGGGAAUGCAAGUGAAAUGCAGCAGAGGGCCAGCGAAUGCUUUUCCAAAAACUAUACAAGCCCCUAUGCCAGGUAAGCCUU